Jaminaea rosea is the source of this 2904-nucleotide messenger RNA. RefSeq lists its product as hypothetical. The record is from RefSeq and is a predicted model, not a curated record. Bases 175 to 2718 code for a protein of 847 amino acids. The transcript has 2 exons. NCBI's taxonomy places the organism in Eukaryota, Fungi, Basidiomycota, Exobasidiomycetes, Microstromatales.
UUCUAUACGCACAGAGAAGGGGUCCGUCUUCAAGCAAGCGUUCUCUGUUCGUUCCCUCUCAAGGCGUCAAUCAUCGACAAAGGACUUCAGUGGCCGGCCACCUUCGAUCGUCCUCGUUCUAUCCCCUCUUCCACCUUCCCUCCCUUACCUCUUUCCUUCACGACAUCCUCCAACAUGCCUUCUCGUAGGCAAACUCCCUCCGUCUCGCAGUACUUUGAUCAAUGGCUCCCUUCGACGAGCGCUUCGCCGAGCCUCUCGCCAACGAUGGCGUUUGGGUCGCCCAUUCUCUCGGCUGUCAGCAAAGGCUUCAAGGGCGCCUACGACGCCUUUGCUAGUCCUAUGCUCGGCACUUGGGGACCCUUGCUGGGGGGCGUCAAGGGUGAUGGCUCCUUCUUCGGCGGCCUUAUGAGCGACGACAGCCCAGUCCCCUCUGACAUGGGCUCGUGCGCAACGUCGUCACCCUCGUACACCUUCCCCAUUGCCACGGCUCAGAUCGAUUUGCCUGCGUGGUGCGCCGAUGCCACCGCCCUUUCCCCCUCGGAAGAUGACCUGCGUGGCCCAGACGCAGCUCCUAAGGCGGAACCCAUCAGGAAGCUGCGUCACACAGGUAAUCGCCGAAAGAAGCAGUCGAUAUCGGCCGCAACGGCCCCUGCUUCGCCUGAGUUGGAGGGUGGAGCAGGCGAUGUUAUUCGCUCGCACGUCGUCGACCCUUACCUGAACCCCAUCCCAGCCAAUCGCCUCCCUCUGCGCCAGUACGUGAGUGCGCCGGAGCUUCACGCUCAGCGAUACUCCCAGGCAGCACCCGUGCAAAAAGCAGGAGAGACGCGCGUCGGUGGUGGUUUGAUGGCUUCGGCGUCGAUGGACGAUCUACUCAGCGAGCUGGGCUGGUCGUCAGCGCAGGACUAUGGCAGUGGCGGUGCGACAUCGGACGCCGGGCCUGCGGUCGCGCAGGCAGCUGGCAACGCUCCGGAGAGCGGCUCUCUCUUCCAGCGUCGUGCGGCGCAGUGGAGGGAUGAGAUGCCUGCGCCUGCUCCCAUUCAGACUUCCAACGAGGCUUCCGCCGUGACAUCGUCCUCCUUUACGAACCCGGAGCCACACACUGCGGAAAGUAAUAUCCGACAACAGCAGCGUCGCCUCGAGAUCGAGCAGAUCCAAGCUCAGUACGCCGCCACACACGCCGGAUCAUUUGGCAUGCCUCUCCUCAACGACUUUGUCACCCCAGCAGCUCAGCACACAGGCGACGAGUCGUGCGAGAAGACGGCACGGACUGUGCAAGCGGCGUUGCUGUUUGGCUCAGACGCGCCCGAGCGACGCAACAGCGUCGAAAACCUGAGCGUAUUCGGCUUCCCUACUGACAGCAAUGGGCGACAGUAUCAUGCGCCUCAGCAGCAGCAGCAGCAUCCCUCAGCCAGCCCUUACGGUGGCCACUACCUGCUCUACAGCGGCGGUCCUGCCACGGGACCCGGCUUCACCUCUACCUUCCCUCCAUCGUCCGACCCUCGCACUCCCCGUCAGCGUAAGCAAUCUAUGCCGGCACAACAGCAGCAGGCUAAUUCGCUGCAGCUCGAAGGAGUGCCGUCGUACGCCAUGCGACCGCAGUCCUCGGUCACACGCGGCGCAGCGGCCGAGACAAUCAACCCCUCGACUGCAUUUGCAACGCCUCAACAACAGCGCACCUACGCGGCCACGGUACCGCUUAUGCCCGUCUACCUCCCCCCUACCGACCCAAUGCACCAGCACCAGCAUCAAGGACCUCCCUGGUCAGCCCCUCGCCCCUCGUCAAGCGCCUCUUCGCACCCAGGCAGCGGAGGGUCGACGCACACUUACGCUAGCCUGCCCUCGACAACUCACACUUCGCAGGGCUACGCUAGCGUGCAACAGGCCCCCGUCAAGCUCGAGCCUCAGCAACAGCGCACGAUGCCCAAGACUCCCACCUCUGCCUCCUCCUCAAUGGCAAAGAAGGCGCGAUCUACGCCCAACCUCCGCAACACACCACCGAGCAGCGCCGACGUCACUCAUGCGUCGUCGAGCAGCGCCGGUGGCAGUAGUGGAGCAAGGCACGCAUCGCCAACCACGCCGACGAGGAAGAUCGCAACGAAUCGCCGCGUGCAGUCCAACAAGGAUUUGCGUGGUAGCGCAGGGCUGGGUUCGCCCAUUGGUUUGCACAAGAGAAAGGCUGCUUCAGGUAGUGCAGGCAGCGGCUCGGCGGCAGCGGAGAUGGCUGCUGUGAUGGGUGAGGGUGUCGAUCCUUGGGCCCCUGCACCCGGCGGGUUCAGCUUCGUCAACUACGGCGUUGAAGAUGCACAGGAGCUGUGCGCCGCUGUGGCUCCGAGUGGAAGCACGAAAAUUCCCUUGAAGGGCUACGUAGCAAAGGAAGGACAAAGCGCUUCGGGCGCGACGGCGGCGACGGCAAGCAGUGCAUCGAGCAGCAGCGCCGGUCACAGCCACAGCGGUGGACUCCCGCACAAGGCUCCUUCUGCUGCCAUCAAGAGCAAGCCCCGCCCAAAGGCUACGGUUGACAACUCGCGAUGGAUCCAGGAGACGGGCGAGGAGACGGAUGACGAGGAUGACGAUUCGGAUGGAGAGGAUUUCGAUGACUCUGGCGCGGGUGCAUCGCCUGCGAAGAAGAGGAAGAGCAUCGGUGGCGCAAGUGGGACGGGUGUGGGGGCCUCGCCCGCUAAGAAGGCAACGCCGAGGAGGAAGGCAGGGGUUGCGUGAGCGGGGCAAAUGGUCAAGGUGGUGGGCAAGGGCCCCUGCUCGAACAGGAGUGAAUCCAUGUGGGCCUCUGUGUGAGGGUCAUGGGCAUUUGGCAUUUGGCCGUUGGGUAUUUACAGCGGUCGCAAGCAUGCAAGCGGGCAGUGCGGCAGGGCAGCGGCGUGAUACAGAAGCAAGCGCUGUCGAGCA